Leguminivora glycinivorella is the source of this 1754-nucleotide messenger RNA. RefSeq lists its product as uncharacterized. The record is from RefSeq and is a predicted model, not a curated record. The transcript is spliced from 15 exons. Lineage: Eukaryota; Metazoa; Arthropoda; Insecta; Lepidoptera; Tortricidae. Bases 165 to 1694 code for a protein of 509 amino acids.
UAGAAUUGUUCAUAAAUGUUAACUGUGAAAGAGAAUUUCAUUAUAUCCUGAAAAAACAUAAGGAUAGUCUCAUUUGUGCAGAAAUUUACAAUGAGUUCAGUGGGUCAUGUACGGCGCUGGACCAUUUGUUCACUAGAAUCAAACUGGACUGGAGCGAUGGCAAAAUGGUUUUACUCAAAGUUUUGGCGGAUGAAAUCGAGAGUUUCAAACGAUUUAGAGAGAAAAGUGAACCGAUCUAUAUUUUUAUACAUCGAAAUAAAAUAACGAAACUCCUUCGAGGUGUGAAUGCGAUCAAGCUAGGAGAAAUAGCGAGGAAAGAAUUGGAAUAUCAUAGGAGAGUGCAAGCGGGCGAAGAGAUAGACAGACAGACGUUCGACUUGGAUGAGGCUACGCCUGAGGAGCUGGAGUGGAAGCAAGAGAUUAUAAAAGAGCGAGAGAACGAGAUUAAAUCAUAUGAAGCAAUAAGAGCUGUGCAGCAUGAUUUGCGCAAACGCCGCCGCGCAGAGCUGAUGGUGCCGCACCUCCAAAACCUGAACUUCGUGCUUUUCUGGCCACAGUCCAGGCAUGCGCACUUUGAACUGUACGAGCGAUGGGACUUGAACAAUAUCAUAAUGGUUGGCCGCGAAGAGUUACAACUUGACGAGUAUAAAGCCAGAGACAUCCUGUACAAUGGCGAUGCACCAAUCAACGAAGCUUCUAUGUAUGCUCUACUCGCGGCCCCUGCCUUGGCCAUCUGUUUCAGAUGUCUGGACGAUGACGUUAAUUUUACCACUUUAGUCCGUAAAAUCCUCUACGAAUACAUAGAACCGCUGGACCCAGCCAAACCCAUGAGCGACCAACCUAUCCAGAAGACUGCCUUCAACCACUACAAAUCCAACAGUCUGACGAGGGAACAGAUUUGGCAGAAACGACGUGAAGACAGACAGAAACAGAAGGAAGAAGCGAUAGAACGGCGCGCUCGACGCUUGUCAGAAAUGCAGCGGCUUGCUCGGCAGGCGAUAGAACAAGUCUUGGAGUCCCGGAGGCUCGCUAAAGAACAGCAGAAGUUGCACUUAUUGAAGAUCGGGGAUCUUGAUGGCCUUGAAAAACUGAAAGCAGAGCCUGAUGAUGAAAAAGUGGAUAUAGAAAUACCAGAGGAGUUACCCGAUGAUGAAGAAGAGAUUGACACGGAGGUGGUUGAGGAUGAAAACGAGUACUUUCCCCCGCCCGGGUUACUGAUACCUGGGUUCUACGCGCCACCCAACGAAAUCGCUAAGGCGAAUGGCCUGCAUAUAUUGUUUCCUAAACUGGUGUCGGAGCGAGUGGAGCCAGAACCGGAGUUCUUACCACCCCACGUGGUCGCCAUGUUAGAAAUCAGAAAGCGGUAUAAAGCCAUCGCCGCGCUGACUCCGCGGAGACAAGCUGUUAUACACAUGGGAAUAUUCAAAGCUACGGGACCGUACGACGCUGUACACAUAGCCUACAGUGUGGCGCAAUAUGACGAAAUCAAAGAACAAUUUGAUGAAGAUUCAAUAAUGAUAGCCUUCAUGUUGUCACUAAAGUCGGACUUGGCGCUGCUUGAGCUGAUGGAUCUAACCCCGGCCCAUGUGAGCCGAGACGAACUUGCCGGCGAGAUAGAGGCGACCCGAUUGUUCCCGGUCUACUACUGCGAUUCUAGGGAGUUCGAAGACUUUGAACCGACAGCUAAUUCGUAGAUAUUUCUAUUGUUGCCUUUUUAAUAUAAUAAAGUGUUGCUAUAAUAUAAUUUAGAAAGA